Melozone crissalis (California towhee) is the source of this 1051-nucleotide messenger RNA. RefSeq names its product M-phase phosphoprotein 6 (gene MPHOSPH6). Gene Ontology annotation, biological process: maturation of 5.8S rRNA. Lineage: Eukaryota; Metazoa; Chordata; Aves; Passeriformes; Passerellidae. The transcript is spliced from 5 exons. The coding region runs from base 71 to 583 and encodes 170 amino acids. The record is from RefSeq and is a predicted model, not a curated record.
GCUCCUCCCGCGGCGUGCGCGGCCUCGGCGCUACGCGAGCGCGGGGAUCCGCCGCGGCCUGCGGGCCGCCAUGGCCGGGGAGGUGAAAACCAAGCUGUCCAAGAACCUGCUGCGCAUGAAGUUCAUGCAAAGGGGUUUGGAUUCACAAACUAAAAAACAACUAGAGGAAGAAGAAAAGAAGAUAAUUAGUGAAGAACACUGGUAUCUUGAUGUACCAGAUCUAAAGGAAAAAGAGAGCUGUAUAAUAGAAGAGAGAAGCUUUCUGCGAUGUGAGGAUCUCGUUUAUGGCAGAAUGUCCUUCAAAGGAUUCAAUCCUGAAAUUGAGAAGUUAAUGAUCCAAAUGAACUCCAAGUGCAAGGAGGAAAAAAUUGAAGAGGAUGAUAAAAUGGAGGCUGAUGUGUCAGAUGAAGAAAUGGCCAGAAGAUAUGAAACAUUAGUGGGAACAAUAGGGAAGAAAUUUUUGAGAAAAAGGGACCAACGUGUACUCAAGGAUGAUGAUGAAGAUGAAGAUGAUGAAGAGGGGAAUAGUAAUGCAAGACCUAGUAAAAGAGCUAAGAAAAUGUUCUUAAAACCUCAGGAUUAAUGUCAACUGCACAAGUGGAGCUUGUUACUUAAUGCCUACCAAACAGAGUACCAAGGACUGGAGAUUGUUUGGAGUUUUUGCUAUUUAGUGUAAAGGGUGGAUUUGUAAAUCUGUUCUAUUCUCAUUGAAAUUUCUACCAUCCACAGGACAGACACUUUCCAAAGUGGGUGUUUAUAUAAUGGAUGUUGUACAUCCUUUCCUCUCUCAGCAGCUUUUCAUGAGUGGGGCACUCAUCCCAUCAGUCUCUUUAAAUGUUCUGCAUAGUUAAAUUGAGUGUUGCAUGCAAUCAAAAGCAACGUUAUUUACAAUUUAGGAUAACAUCUGAAAGAAUUAUUUGGAGUAAAGAUGAGCUGUGUCCAAUUCAGUAAGGCAGUUCAGCUUUCACUGCUUGCUUUAUUAUGAAAAUGAAACCUGCGCUCUCUUCAAAUUGAAAAAAGUCAGCAGAAACAUGCUUGGUUUGUGGUCUUU